AUGGAUAUGUUCUCUCUAAAAGGUCAGACCGCAGUCAUCACUGGUGCUGCUCGUGGCCUGGGUCUAGCAUUCGCCGAAGUGCUAGGAUCAGCACAGUGCAAUAUAGCUGUUCUCGACGUUUUGCCGGAGCCUUCUCCAGCCUUAUUUGAGCUCAGAGACAAGCACAACAUCAAAGUCGAAUACUACCGCGUCGACAUCACUUCGCGGUCAAACGUCGAAGAUACUAUUGCCAAAAUCGAGAAGGAAUUUCCAUCAAUUGACAUUAACGUCAAUGCCGCCGGCAUCGUGAAGGAUGAACCCUUCCUGACGACUUCGGAGAGCAACAUCGAGCGCACAUUCGCCGUCAACUUCACAGGCUCGUUCCUCGUGGCUCAAGCUUGUGCAAACAGCAUGGUCAGACGCUUGACCAAGAACAGUUCAGAUGGGAAAACUCCUCAGGUCGACCCAUCUCAGGACGGUGGCAACAUCGUCUUUAUCGGCAGCAUCUCGACCCACAUUGCCAGCACGGCGCAAAACAUCAGUGCGUACGUUGCUUCCAAGGCCGCCGUGCGAGGUCUUGUGGCGCCUCUGUCCAUGGAACUCGCUCCCUACGGCAUUCGUGUCAACAGUCUCAGCCCAGGCUAUAUGAUGACGGAUAUGAUGAGAGGAUUGCAAAGUCAGCAACCGGACUUGGUCAAACAGUUCGAGAAGGAGACAAUGUACGGCCGCAUUGGAAAUCCGGAAGAGGUUAAGGGCACGCUGUUGUAUUUGUGUUCGAGAAAAGCUUCAGGCUGGGUCACGGGGCAAGACUUGCUGGUGGAUGGUGGCGCCAGUUCGUGGAAGCAUCCUGCUGUGCUGCAGUAG
Molecule: messenger RNA, 843 nt
Organism: Exophiala xenobiotica
Lineage: Eukaryota; Fungi; Ascomycota; Eurotiomycetes; Chaetothyriales; Herpotrichiellaceae
Exons: 2
Coding region: 1-843 (280 amino acids)
Cellular component (GO): intracellular anatomical structure
Molecular function (GO): oxidoreductase activity, acting on NAD(P)H, oxygen as acceptor
Source: RefSeq, a predicted model, not a curated record